Molecule: messenger RNA, 2679 nt
Organism: Paramecium sonneborni
Lineage: Eukaryota; Ciliophora; Oligohymenophorea; Peniculida; Parameciidae
Source: the annotation of a GenBank genome assembly
AUGUGGAAAUUAAAGACUAAGAUAUAAUUAGAUCAUAUUUUAUUUACAGACAUCUAUGUUAUGGAUAUUGAAUCAUUUUAUCUAAUAUAAUAAUAAGAGUCAAAAUAUGCUUAUAUUUAUCAUUGUAAACAUAAUUAAUUAAACAAUGUUGAAACAGAAUGUACUGAACUUAAAAUGGUUUUAUUCAAAAGCAUUCUUACUAAAAGCACCUUUCAUUGGUGGUUUGAAAUUAAAAAGAUUUUUUUUGUUAUUUAGGAAUCAGAAAAUCAAAUUCAUUUAUAUAGUUUCGAUAAAGAAACUACUUAAUUUAUAGAAUAAGAUAAAUUAACAUUAGAUGAAAAGAUUUUAUCUUUUAAUGUACUUGAUAAUAAAAUGUUUGUAGUAAUUUAAAAUAAGAUUUUAAUAUAUGAUUAAUUUAUCCCAUUUAAUUUAGUUUAUAUUAUUUCUGAUAUUUCAUAGCCAAUAAGUGUUUUUGGAAAUAGGUUAAUUGAUUUAAUUUUUAUUCAAACACCUCAAUAAGUAGUGAUUGGAAAUUUUGCUCUAUUAUUAAGUGGUGGAUCUUUUACUGCAAUUAAAUAAAUAGACUUAAUUGAGAAGGCUUAAAUCAAAAUAACAAUAGGUAAAAACUAUUUCUAUUUAAUUUAAAAAUCAGAAACAACAUUUUAAAUAGAUGAAUAUAACUAUAAACAUUUAUAAAUUAUAUACAAAACAAAAAGGCUUCCUUUAUAUAAAUAUUAAAUAUAAGAUUCUAUUGUAGCUGAUUCAUGUGAAGAAUCAGGAUGGCUUUUUGUAAGAUGUUAAGAUGGCAAUUAAACAGUGAUUUUGGUUUAUGAACCAGGUGUUUUAUCUCAUCAAUCAUUAAAAAAAGUCAUAAAGCUUGGAUAUAUAGUAUUACAUUCAACAGUUGAAGUAGAUGGAGGACUUUAAAUGUUUUUGCACACUUCAUAACAAAUUUAUUCAAUUUUAUAAGAUUCUUUAUUGACAGUUAAGAGUAAUUUACAUUCAGAUAGUUAUGUAAAUAAAAUUUAAUCUGGUGUGAAGGCAUUUAAUGAUUAUUCUAACAAGAAUAUUUCAUAAUAAAUAUAUUUUUUAGAUACACAUAGUUAACCUAUUUUUUAGAGUUCUCAAAAUCAAACUUUUAAAGUCAAAAAAAAUAGUUAAUCAGCAUAAUUGAAUAUUGAUUAAACCUUUUAUAAUGGAUAAAUAACUAAUAUAUAAAUUGAUUGUAAAUCAUGCUCUAAAGCAAAAUUAUAAUCACCAAUAAUGAACAUUAGUGAUGGUCAAAAUCUAUCCUUUAAUAUUAUUGACGGAUUAAUUUAUGAUGCUAAUUAUGCUGUCUUCUUAACAUCAAAGUAGUUAGUAUUUACAAAAAAGGAUGGAUAAUUUAAUAAAGUUUUUAGUUUAAAUCUUUCUAUUUUAGAAUCAGGAGAUGGAUUAUUUAUUUCUGAAGAUAAGAAAUAUCUUAUAGUUUCUGUUCUUGCUUAAGUUCCAUCUAUUUUAAUUAUUAAUUGCGGAACUAAUUUAGAAUGUACUAUAGUUUCCAAGAAUAGUGUUCCAAAUUCAAAUCGAAUAAGUGGAUUGUAAUUAUUCAAUAAUAAUCACUUAUUUAUUCUAAAUAGCAAUCCUUAAGAUUAUACACAAUUCAAUUCAUCUAUUUAGGUCUAUUAUAUUAAUGCUGAUAAUACUUUAACCUUGAGUAGAAGUAUCACAGUUUAAUUAUUAAACUUAAAUUCAUUAAGAAUUGCUAGUUUUUAAGUUGUUAAGCACAAUACCUUCUACAUAAUCUUUUUUACAGACUAACAUUUUGGUUUAAGAAUUAAUUACUUUAAAUUAAUUGAUUUAAGUUAUAUUCCAAAAAAUGAAUUUUUAGAUUUGACUAAAUUUUAACAUGAUCAAUAUUAUAUUAAUUAAGAUACAGAAUUUUUAACAGUUAGAUUAAUUUCAUCUGAAACUGAAGGAACUCUUUCAAUUUUUAAUUUAUUAAUAUAGACAAAUAAUGUUGCUUAAUAUGUGUUCGGUAUUCCUUUAGAAAUAGGAAGUGUUCCUAAUUUUAUUCUUGAUAAAAUUAAGUUAUAAAAUAUUUUGACUCCUUUUGGAACUUGGGCAUCUAUAAAUAAGAUUGCAGUAUCUCUUAAUUAUGUCUUAGUACCAUAUCGAUAAGGAUAAGAUGCAAUAAUUGUUAUUUACGAAUUGUUUAAUAGCAAUUCUACAAAAGCAAUUACUAGUCAUUAUGCCUUAUAUGAGAACUAUAAAGGAUCACUAUCUAAUUAAAUUGUUUUAAUUAUUGAGAUAGAGUAAAAUAAUACAUAUUUCUUUACUAAUUUAAAAUAUGAUGAAGCAAGAGGAAUUCAUACUUUAAUGAAAUAUUAAUAUAGAUCAAAUAUAAUGAUAAGUUUUGAUGAUCUGACUUCAGUUGAAGAAUAACCAAUUCAAAUUACAGUAAGUAAUUAUUAUGGAAAAUCUUCAGGAGUAGUGAAUUUAGUUUAUUUUGAUGAUAAUAACGAUGAUAAUAAUGAAGAAUCAAAGUAAGAAAAAAUAUAUUAAUUAUUUUAUAGUCAUUCUUGGGUUUGGAUUUUAAUUGGUGUAUUAGGUGGUAUCAUAAUACUGAUAGGAGUUAUUUUUCUAAUAUAUUAUUUCUGGAAACGUAGAAAUAAAAAAACUUUUGAAUUCUUAAUAUGA